This is a messenger RNA of Chinchilla lanigera (long-tailed chinchilla), 3334 nucleotides long. Its product is annotated as protocadherin gamma-A11-like. The record is from RefSeq and is a predicted model, not a curated record. Gene Ontology annotation, cellular component: plasma membrane. Gene Ontology annotation, molecular function: calcium ion binding. NCBI's taxonomy places the organism in Eukaryota, Metazoa, Chordata, Mammalia, Rodentia, Chinchillidae. Gene Ontology annotation, biological process: homophilic cell-cell adhesion.
AACAUAUCCCAAUAUAGUACAGUUAUUGCAAAAUAUUAAAUAAUUGGUAAGGUCCUAAUAUAAAUCUAAGUGAAAACUUUGGGUAUCACUGUUAAGAUAAAAGUUCGCAGUGUUCAAUCGUCCUAUUAUACAAAAACAUUUUAAGGUAAGUUUUUGAGGACUGGGAUUGUAGCUUAGUGAUGGAGUACAUGCUUAGCAUGCUUGAGGCCUUGGAUUCUAUCCCCAGCACCACGCAUACAAUACACACAUGAAACCUCAAGGGGAAAUUUUCAUGAAAAUAGAUUUAGUUAGGGAUAUAGUAUACAGUUAUAUUCUUAUGAUGCUUCAAAUGACAACCCAAAUGCUAUUCAAAUUUUAUCAAAUAUUUCAUCUUUAUGUAAUUCAAAAAUAUUGGUAAGCACAAGCCAGGCAUCCUACGUGAUUAUCUUAUCUGGACCAUGCUAUUUCUACAUCCACAAAUUCCAGCUCCUUUCAGUCGGUAUAAUGAAUUAGAACCUAACCUGCAAGUUACUAGUUUCAAUAGCAUUUUUGAAAACUUUUUUUAAAAAUUUUACAAACCCUUUUAAUAAUCUCUGCUCCCACAAGUGCUCUCAGUAAACAUCUGCCAUCACAUUGCAUAACUACUGUUUGCGAUUUUAAGCUUUACAAAUACGUAUGAUUCACGAAAAGGUAAGUGUAAUAAUUUCUUAGGUAACAAGACCAUCAGUUUUUCUUAAUCGUUGCAAUAAUAACAUUGGGCUCUAGGCGCCGCUGUUCACCAAUCAGGGAAUGGGAGGCAGAGCGCUAUAGUGAGUCCCCCUCCCCGACCUCUAUCACACAAAGCAGAAUGAGAUGGAUACUCACCGAUCCUGAUGCUGGAAACUUAAAAGCGCUGUCUUCAGCUUUCUAACAUAUUUUGUAUGCGGAAGGCUUGGGAAACAGACCUGCUCAAGACACUACGGAUUAUUUGCUCAGACCCUGCCAUGAAGAUUCAUUCACCGCGUCAGGAUCGCAGCGGGCUGCUCUCGCUGUGCUUUUUCCUGGGGACUAUGUGCGGUUUUGGGGCAGGGCAAAUCGGAUACUCUGUGCCAGAAGAGACCAACAGAGGGUUUUUUGUGGGCAACAUCUCCAAGGACCUGGGGCUGGAGGCUCGGGAGCUGGUAGAACGCGGAGUCCGCAUCGUCUCCAGAGGAAAGACGCAGCUUUUCUCUCUCAACCCGCGAGGCGGCAGCUUGGUCACCGCUGGUAGGAUAGACCGGGAGGAGUUGUGUGAGACCGUGUCUUCCUGCUUUUUAAGUAUGGAGAUUCUCGUGGAAGACACCUUGAAGAUUUAUGGCGUGGAGGUGGAAAUAAUUGAUAUUAAUGACAAUGCCCCCAGCUUCCGGGAAGAAGAAGUAGAGAUAAAAGUCAGUGAGCACGCAGCUCCGGGAUCGCGAUUUCCUCUUCCUAGCGCUAGGGAUCCGGAUGUGGGGCCGAACUCUCUCCAGAGCUACCAGCUCAGCCCUAAUAGUUACUUUUCUCUGCAAGUGCGAGAAGGAGCUAAUGGGGUCAAGAAUCCGGAGCUAGUGCUGGAGGGAGGCCUGGACCGGGAGAAAGAAGCAGCUCACCACCUCCUCCUCACCGCCUUAGAUGGAGGAGAUCCCAUCCGCAAGGGCACCAUUCCCAUUCGCGUGGUGGUCCUUGAUGUAAAUGACCACAUUCCAAAGUUCACACAGUCUCUGUAUCAGGUGAGUGUUCCCGAAAACCUCAGCUCUGGAACUCCAGUGCUUGUGGUAAACGCCACAGAUCCAGAUGAGGGGACAAAUGGGGAAGUGAGGUAUUCAUUCCGAAAUAUAGAAAGCAAAGCUUCUGAAAUAUUCCAGUUGAACUCGAAAACUGGAGAAGUUCUAGUACAAGGACCUCUGGAUUUUGAAAAGUACAAAUUUUAUGAGAUGGAAAUUCAAGGCCAAGAUGGUGGAGGUCUUUUGACCACUGCUAAGAUGUUGAUCACAGUUGUGGAUAUGAAUGAUAACGCUCCAGAAAUAACUAUUACCUCUUCUAUUAAUUCGUUGCUGGAAAAUUCUCCUCUGGGUUCAGUAAUUGCUCUUCUAAAUGUGCAAGAUCAAGAUUCUGGAGAAAAUGGUCAGGUCUCCUGUUUCAUUCCUAAUAAUCUUCCUUUCAAAUUAGAAAAGACCUAUGGAAAUUAUUAUAAGUUGAUAACAAACAGUGAGCUGGACAGAGAGCAAAUCCAGAGCUACAAUAUAACAUUGACAGCCAAAGACCAGGGAAAUCCACCCUUGUCCACAGAAGCUCAUCUCAUGCUGAAUGUGGCAGAUGACAAUGAUAACCCUCCAGUUUUCUCCCAAUCCUCUUACUCUGCCUACAUUCCUGAAAACAACCCCAGAGGGGCCUCCAUCUUUUCAGUGACUGCUAUGGACCUGGACAGCAAAGAAAAUGCCCAAGUCACUUACUCUCUUAUGGAGGACAUUAUCCAGGGGGUGCCUAUAUCCUCCUAUGUAUCUAUUAACUCAGACACCGGCGUCCUGUACUCGCUGCAAUCCUUUGACUAUGAGCAGUUCCAAACCCUGCAAGUGAGAGUGACGGCACGUGACAGCGGGGACCCACCACUCGGCAGCAAUGUGUCGCUGAACCUGUUUGUGCUGGACCAAAAUGAUAAUACCCCUGAGAUCCUGUACCCCACCACCCCUACAGAUGGCUCCACUGGUGUGGAGUUGGCGCCUCGCUCAGCAGAACCUGGAUACCUGGUGACCAAGGUGGUGGCAGUGGAUAAAGAUUCAGGACAGAAUGCUUGGCUGUCCUACCGCCUGCUCAAGGCCAGCGAGCCGGGUCUUUUCAUAGUUGGGCUGCACACAGGUGAGAUUCGCAUAGCCCGGACACUGCUGGACAAAGAUGCACUCAAGCAGAGCCUUGUGGUGUCUGUGCAGGACCACGGCCAGCCUCCUCUCUCAGCCACCGUAACGCUCACCGUGGCCGUAGCUGACAGCAUCCCAGAAGUUCUGGCUGACUUAGAGAAUCUAGAGGCUCCCACCAACCCUGAUGAAUCAGGCCUCACACUCUAUCUUGUCGUGGCCAUCACCGCAGUCUCCUGCGUCUUCCUCAUUUUUGUCAUUGUACUGCUGACACUGAGACUUCGGCGCUGGCACUCGUCUCGAUUUCUCCAGGCAGCAGGCAGUGGAUUAGCAGGUGUGCCCACCUCAAAUUUUGUGGGUGUGGAAGGGGUGCACGCAUUCCUACAGGCCUAUUCCCAUGAAGUCUCCCUCACCUCAGACUCAAGGAAGAGCCAUUUGAUCUUCCCGCAGCCCAACUAUGCAGACACACUUAUCAGCCAGGAGAGCUGUGAGAAGAGCGAGCCUCU